Fonsecaea erecta is the source of this 408-nucleotide messenger RNA. RefSeq lists its product as hypothetical. The transcript has a single exon. The record is from RefSeq and is a predicted model, not a curated record. Gene Ontology annotation, molecular function: deaminase activity. NCBI's taxonomy places the organism in Eukaryota, Fungi, Ascomycota, Eurotiomycetes, Chaetothyriales, Herpotrichiellaceae. Gene Ontology annotation, cellular component: cytosol. The coding region runs from base 1 to 408 and encodes 135 amino acids.
AUGUCGAUCCAACUCAUCAACCCGCCCGACGUCCCCCCUCCACGCCCUACCUACUCCCACGUCCAACUCACGCCCCUCUCAGACACGAGCACCCUGGUCACGAUAGCCGGCCAGAUUGGGGUCGACCUGGCCACCAAGACCGCGCCCGAGUCCUUCAUCGGCCAGGUCGAGAUAGCCCUGGCGAAUCUGGGCCGGUGUCUGGCCGCCGUGGGCGCCACGCCCGCCGACAUCGUCAAGAUGACCCAGUUCGUCGUCAACCUGGAUCCCACCGACACGUCGCGUUCCGAGGCCUAUUCCAAGUUCAUGGCCGGCCACCGUCCGCCGAGCACCCUGGUAGGUGUCGCUGCGCUGGCGGCGCCGAAUUGGUUGUAUGAGGUCGAGGCUAUGGCUAUUGUGCAUAAGAAGUGA